UUAGAGCCACAGUUAGAGCCACGUGGGAUCAGCUGCCCAGAGCCGACGGUGCCCCACUCAGUGAGCUGUCUUGGUCAUCCUCCCUUGCCGUGGUGGCUGUGUCCUUCUCGGGGCUCUUCACCGUCAUCGUCCUCAUGCUGGCCUGCCUGUGCUGUAAGAAGGGUGGCAUCGGGUUCAAGGAGUUUGAGAACACCGAGGGGGAUGAGUAUGCAGCCGACUUCUCGGCACAGGGCUCCCCAGCCGUGGCAGCGCAGAACGGGCCGGACGUCUAUGUCCUGCCACUCACCGAGGUCUCCCUGCCCAUGGCCAAGCAGCCAGGGCGCUCAGUGCAGCUUCUCAAGUCCACGGAUCUGGGUCGGCACAGCCUCCUGUACCUGAAGGAGAUUGGGCAUGGCUGGUUUGGGAAGGUGUUCCUGGGGGAGGUGACUGCGGGCGUCAGCAGCACCCAGGUGGUGGUGAAGGAGCUGAAAGCCAGUGCCAGCGUGCAAGAGCAGGUGCAGUUCCUGGAGGAGGCCCAGCCCCACAGGGCCCUGCAGCACAGCAACCUGCUCCAGUGCCUGGCCCAGUGUGCUGAGGUGACGCCCUACCUGCUGGUGAUGGAGCUCUGCCCCUUGGGGGACCUCAAGGGUUACUUGCGGAGCUGCCGGGUGACAGAGUCCAUGGCACCCGACCCCCUGACCCUGCAGCGCAUGGCCUGCGAGGUGGCCUGUGGUGUCCUGCACCUGCACCGCCACAACUACGUGCACAGCGACCUGGCCCUGCGGAACUGCCUGCUUACAGCCGACCUCACGGUGAAGAUCGGCGACUAUGGCUUAUCCCACUGCAAAUACAGAGAAGACUACUUUGUGACCACUGACCAGCUAUGGGUACCACUGCGCUGGAUUGCGCCCGAGCUGGUAGACGAGGUGCACAGCAAUCUGCUUGUGGUGGACCAGACCAAGGCCAGCAAUGUGUGGUCCCUGGGUGUGACCAUCUGGGAGCUCUUUGAGCUGGGUGCGCAGCCCUACCCUCACCACUCAGACCGGCAGGUGCUGGCCUAUGCUAUCCGCGAGCAGCAGCUUAAGUUGCCCAAGCCCCAGCUGCAGCUGACCCUGUCAGAUCGCUGGUAUGAGGUGAUGCAGUUCUGCUGGCUGCAGCCUGAGCAGCGGCCCACAGCUGAAGAGGUGCACCUGCUGCUGUCCUACCUGUGCGCCAAGGGCGCCACCGAGGCCGAGGAGGAGUUUGAACAGCGCUGGCGCUCGCUGCGGCCGGGCGGGGGCGGUGUGGGCCCCGGUUCAGUGGCCGGUGGUCCUGCAGUGGGCGGCGCGGCCGACAUCGCGGCCACCUCGUCCUUCCCGCUGCUGGAGCAGUUCGCGGGCGAUGGCUUCCACGCGGACGGUGACGACGUGCUGACGGUGACUGAGACAAGCCGUGGCCUGAACUUCGAGUACAAGUGGGAGGCGGGCUGUGGCGCCGAGGUCUUUCCGCCGCCGGGAGAUGCGCUCAGCCCUGGCCGCGUCGCUCGCUUGCAGGAGCUGUGCGCGCCGGUUUGUGCGCCCCCCGGCGUGGUGCCCGUGCUCAGCGCGCACAGCCCGUCGUUGGGUAGCGAGUACUUCAUCCGCCUAGAGGAGGCUGCGUCCGCCGCUGGCCACGACCCCGACUGUGCCGGCUGUGCCCCCGGCCCCCGCGCCGUUGAGCAGGAUGACAACUCCGAUGGCAGCGUCAAUGAAUCUCUGGCAACAGAGCCCCUGUUGGGCCACGCGCAGCCCGACGACAGCCCCUGGGGCGCCUGUGACCACCACCUGCGCAGGGACCUCGCCCGAGACUCACUCUGCCCUUCCCGCAAGCUCUCGCCCUCACAGGGGGCCCCAAUGCCAGCAGAGCAUGGAGUCCAGAGCACAGACUGGGGCUUGGCCGCCUUCUGCCCUCCCUUCUUCGAGGACCCACUGGACACAUCCCCCUCCCGGUGCUCUGUGGGCGGGUCAUCAGACGUUGAGGAGGAGCUGGGAGAGGCUGGAGCCCGAAGGGCUGCCCAGCAGAGACAUUGGAGCUCCAACGUAUCAGCCAACAACAAUAGUGGCAGCCGUGAUCCCGAGUCCUGGGACCUGGGCUACGGGGGCAGCUACACUGAUGACUGCUCCAGCCCAAAUCAGACCCCAUGGGCCUCACCUGAGCAGGACCACCCUGUAGCCCAGGAGGGCCCCAGAGAGCCUCUGCUUGGGCUGCAGAAAGCCUCCCCUGGCCAGGGGCCAGGCCACUGUCUUGAUCUCCCCUAUCUGUGCCCUACCCAAGGCCCUGUUGUCUCCCUGGUCACACCCACCUGGAUAGGGGCAGUCGUUAGUGGGGGCAAGCCCCAGGCAGAGCCCAAGCUUGCCCAGGAGGCUGAGAGCUCUGCUGGACCCCAGCUACCCCUUCCCUCCCUUCCUUCCCCUUCCCAGGAGGUAGCCCCGCUCCCCUCAGAGGCGGCUGGUGCCCCUGAUGUCCUGCCUGACAUGCCCAGUGAACCUGCUCAGGGUGCUGACAAUGGCAUCAGCUGCUGCCCUGAGGUGGAGACACCCAGUAGUGAGGACGAGGACACAACUGAGGCCACUUCGGGUGUCUUUACUGACUUAUCCGGUGAUCCACAGGCUGAGAAGCUAGAUGUGGUGCCUGCCUUCCGCUCUCUGCAGAAGCAGGCUGGGACACCUGACUCCCUGGACUCACUGGACAUCCCUUCCUCAGCCAGUGAUGGUGUCUGUGAGGUCUCCAGCCCAUCAGCCACUGACAACCCUGGUGGGCAGCCCCGAGCCCUGGACAGUGGCUAUGACACAGAGAACUAUGAGUCCCCUGAGUUUGUGCUCAAAGAGUCUCACGAGUGUGAGCCUGAGGCCUUCGGGGAGCCAGCCUUGGAAGGGGAAAGCCCUGGGCCUGGGACUCGGCUCUCUCCCUCCCUUGCAGGCCUCAGUGAGAAGAACCCCUACCGGGACUCAGCCUACUUCUCUGACCUGGACGCUGAGUCUGAACCCCCUUUGGCCCACAAGGAGAAGUGCAGGAGAGUCCUGGUCCCUGGGCCAGAGGCAGGCGUAAAGAGCCCACAGAGCCCUGGGCAACAGUCUGUGCAGGCUUCUCCUGGGCCUGAGAUGCCCAGGGAGGCACAAGGCGCUGACCCCAGGGAGGUGCUGCCACCAUUGCUGCCACUCGAUGGGUCUUCCCCAGAGCCAAGUGCUGGCCCCGGGCCAGAGCCUCUUGAGUCCAAAGGCCCAGCCAAGGGGCCACCUGUGCCCAGCCCCAGCCAUUCCAAGCUUUUCCUGCUCACCCCAGUUCUGCCAAGCUCAGAGAGCAACAGCUCCAAGCUCCAGGGGGCCCCUGGGUUACUGUCAGGGCCAGCCCAGCAGGAGCGGACAGGGGGCCUGCCUGCCCCUCGAACCCCGCUCUGCCUGGCUCUGCCUGGCCUCCCUGCAGCCUUGGAGGGCCGGCCAGAGGAGGAAGAGGAGGACAGUGAGGACAGCGAUGAGUCAGACGAAGAGCUCCGCUGCUACAGCGUCCAGGAGCCCAGUGAGGAGAGCGAGGAGGAGGCUCUGGCGGUGCCUGUGGUGGUGGCCGAGAGCCAGAGCGCGCGCAACCUACGCGGCCUGCUCAAGAUGCCCAGCCUGCUGUCUGAGGCCUUCUGUGAGGACCUGGAGCGCAAGAAGAAGGCAGUGUCCUUCUUCGAUGAUGUCACCGUCUACCUCUUCGACCAGGAAAGCCCCACUCGGGAGCUCGGGGAGCCCUUCCCUGGAGCCAAGGAUUCGCCCCCCACGUUCUUGGCCGGCGACGCCCCCGUGCGACAGAGUCAGGAUAACCGCUCCCCUGAGGGCCUCGGGACGCAAGAGGGCGGUGUGUUCCAGUGGGAUGAUGACCUCCCGCUGACGCCGGCCAAGGCCGCCAUUGCGACUCCCCCGGCUCCGCCCGUCCCAGCCGGGUCCGGGCCUGGGCCCUUCUCGCGCUUCACUGUAUCGCCCACUCCCGCGUCGCGCUUCUCCAUCACGCACGUGUCCGACUCAGACGCGGAGUCUGUGGGAGGCUCUGCAGCAAUUGCUGGGGGUGGGUGUAAAGAGGCUUGAGCCUCAGGCAACUCCCACCCACUGGAGGCUGGCGUCACCGGAGCCCUUGCCAGGCAGCAGCGAGGAUGGUGACCAGGAAAGAG
This is a messenger RNA of Otolemur garnettii (small-eared galago), 4144 nucleotides long. It is a transcript of the gene LMTK1, whose product is annotated as apoptosis associated tyrosine kinase. The transcript has 14 exons. Bases 135 to 4061 code for a protein of 1308 amino acids. Gene Ontology annotation, molecular function: protein tyrosine kinase activity; ATP binding. NCBI's taxonomy places the organism in Eukaryota, Metazoa, Chordata, Mammalia, Primates, Galagidae. The record is from RefSeq and is a predicted model, not a curated record. Gene Ontology annotation, biological process: peptidyl-tyrosine autophosphorylation; brain development.